Messenger RNA from Penicillium malachiteum, 861 nucleotides. RefSeq lists its product as uncharacterized. Lineage: Eukaryota; Fungi; Ascomycota; Eurotiomycetes; Eurotiales; Aspergillaceae. The record is from RefSeq and is a predicted model, not a curated record. The transcript has a single exon. The coding region runs from base 1 to 861 and encodes 286 amino acids.
AUGGCCGCUAAGCUACCGACAUUUCGCAUAUUAGGACGGUCUUGCACCGGACCUUCGCUGCGAUCUCAAUUUCGAACAGCCCAAGUCUCUUGGCGAUCAUUCGCGUCUAGUGCGCCUCGAGGAGCUCGCGCUCAAGCUAAACCGACCUCGCGGCCUGCGCCAAAAACCUUUCCUACACACACGAACAUCCCAACAGGUUCAGUUGGACGAUUAGCGCUUAAGGUCGCAAGAGAAGGAGAGGUAGUCCUCUUCCGGGCGCCCUCACAUCGAGCCUAUAUUUUCAGUGCAUACGGACUCUCAGCAUUCUGUUUUGCAUACGCUCUCUUCAACUCCUACGAUGUCUUCACCGACUCAAAGAUUGAGCGCCCUAUGUGGCAGAAGGGGUUGUUUGGUGGUAUAUGCAUCACCAUGAGUGCUAUGGGCACACUAUUCAUCGUUCGAACGGGCCAUCUGGUCCGCAAUAUCAAAGCUGUUAAGACCGGUGUUAAUCAGACCAAGAUUCAAUUUGCGGUCCGACGCAUGAUCCCUUUCACAAAGCCCUACCAGCUGGAGGUUCUCCCUUCGCAGGUCUCCAUUGCUCGCCGGCUGAUUGUCUCAGAAGAUUCGAGACAGCGAUUCGAGAAUGACAGCAAAAAGAUUGGCUCCGCCGACGAACCACAGUCAAGUCUCUUGAAGGCACCUGUUAAGGGGCUGAGUACUGGUAUUUGGAAAGUUUUCAUGUCUAUGCGUCAGAUCUUUACCGGUGAAGACUUCAUCUUAUUGAGUGUUGAAGGUCAGCACCAGUCGCUCAGAGUGGAUUCCAAUGGCUUUGUCGCUGAUGACUUUUUGGCCCUGGGUAACCCGGUUCAAUACCGACGAUAG